AAACGCCACGUUCUUGCAAUUCCGAAGAAAAUCCAAAAAUCAGUUUCUUUCAUUUUGAUCUCUUCAUAUUUGUAAUUCAACUAGCCAGCCAGCCACCUACCAAAUUCUUGUCUCGUUAUAAACACAAUAUAAAUCACUCUGGAGAUCCCAUAAUCAUAGAAUCUUAAUCUUUUUAAAGAAUUUUGAUACAUAUAGAGAGGGAGGGAGGGAGAGAGAGAGAGAGAGAGAGAGAGAGAGAGAGAGAGAGAUGGGUGUUGAUCUUGAAUCUUUGUCAGAGGCAACAUCAGGCGCUAUUGGUUCAUUACUAAGCACAACAAUUUUGUACCCUCUUGAUACGUGUAAGACUAAGUAUCAAGCUGAGGCUCGUGAUCAUGGACAGCAAAAAUACAGGAACCUUACUGAUGUUUUAUGGGAAGCAAUAUCCACUCGACAAGUUCUUUCACUAUACCAGGGUCUAGGGACGAAAAAUCUGCAGUCUUUCAUUUCACAGUUUAUCUACUUCUAUGGGUAUAGCUACUUUAAAAGACUAUAUCUGGAGAAGAGUGGUUCCAAAAAGAUUGGAACGAAAGUUAACUUGUUUAUUGCUGCUGCUGCUGGGGCUUGCACUGCCGUUAUCACUCAGCCCCUGGAUACAGCCUCCUCGAGAAUGCAGACAAGUGCCUUUGGCAAGUCGAAAGGACUUUGGGAAACAUUGACAGAGGGCAGUUACAGUGAUGCGUUUGAUGGCCUUGGCAUCUCUCUUUUGCUGACCUCAAACCCCGCAAUUCAGUACACGGUAUUCGAUCAGCUCAAACUAAGACUAUUAAAGACAAACCAGAACAACACAGAAAAGACUGCGGUAACCCUUUCUGCCUUCACAGCUUUUGUUCUGGGUGCGCUCUCAAAGAGCAUAGCCACCAUUCUGACAUAUCCUGCAAUCAGGUGUAAGGUGGUGAUUCAAGCUGCCGACUCAGAUGACGAUGAAGCUAAGAGAGCUCAGCGAAAGUCUAGAAAGACAUUGUCUGCGGUCAUACAUGCUAUAUGGAAAAAAGAGGGAAUUUUGGGCUUUUUCAAAGGAUUGCAUGCCCAGAUUUUGAAGACUGUACUGAGCUCAGCAUUCCUUUUGAUGAUCAAGGAGAAAAUAGCCGCAACCACUUGGGUUCUUAUACUCGCAACUAGAAGGUAUCUAUUUCUCACAAGGGGUAAACUAAAAGGUGCCUGAUGGUGAUUCCUCGAUGGUAAUAUGCUUCAAAAUCUUUGUAGAUAGUGUUACUGCUUAUUUAAUUUCAAGAAAACUGAAGGAUUCAAUUUAUCAGAUAAGAAGCUUAAAUUGAGAUGAGUUUAAUCCCGGAUUUUUUCUCUCCAAAGAUACUUAUUAAUCUAUGUAAUUUAUGAUUUGUAUUGUUUGUAAUGCAAUUUAAAUUCUCCCCGUAA
Molecule: messenger RNA, 1413 nt
Organism: Populus nigra (black poplar)
Lineage: Eukaryota; Viridiplantae; Streptophyta; Magnoliopsida; Malpighiales; Salicaceae
Product: peroxisomal adenine nucleotide carrier 1-like
Exons: 5
Coding region: 248-1201 (317 amino acids)
Biological process (GO): ATP transport; ADP transport; fatty acid beta-oxidation
Cellular component (GO): peroxisomal membrane
Molecular function (GO): ADP transmembrane transporter activity; ATP transmembrane transporter activity
Source: RefSeq, a predicted model, not a curated record